Molecule: messenger RNA, 1322 nt
Organism: Heteronotia binoei (common prickly gecko)
Lineage: Eukaryota; Metazoa; Chordata; Lepidosauria; Squamata; Gekkonidae
Gene: FAIM2
Product: Fas apoptotic inhibitory molecule 2
Exons: 12
Coding region: 125-1069 (314 amino acids)
Biological process (GO): negative regulation of apoptotic signaling pathway
Cellular component (GO): Golgi apparatus; endoplasmic reticulum; membrane
Source: RefSeq, a predicted model, not a curated record
UCAAGUCAGCUGCUAAGAGACAAGCCAGGGGAGGGGGAAACACACACACUCUUUCUCACUGUCUCUCUCCCCUCCUGUGAGGUGCCAUUAUCCAGAGCAGAGGAGUCUCGUUCAACACGAAAGGAUGACCCAGGGAAAGCUCUCUGUGAAUAACAAGCCUGCAAACUCAGAUGGACAGCAGGGAAGUGAAGAGAAGAAGGACAGUGCAACUGUCCCAUCCGCGCCUCCAACCUAUGAAGAGGCAACCUCAGGGGAAGGGCUGAAAGCUGGAGCAUUCCCUCCACCUAUGAACGUUCCUCUCCACCCCAACUGGGCAUAUGUGGAUCCGAGUUCAAGUCCUAAUGAUGGCAGAGGAGGAUACCCAGGGGACACUGAGAUGAUCACAUCUUACAGUUGGGAUGACCAGAUUGUACGCAAUGCAUUUAUCAGGAAGGUUUACACCAUACUCUUACUCCAGCUGCUUUUUACAUUUGGCAUUGUGGCUCUCUUCACCUUCUGUGAUCCAGUCAAAGAAUAUAUCCGGUUAAACCCAGCCUGGUACUGGGCUUCUUUAGGUGUUUUCCUUAUCACUUAUUUGAUUCUGGUCUGCUGCUCCGAAGUCAGGAGGUACUACCCAUGGAACCUGAUUCUCCUGUGCAUCUUUACUCUGUCUAUGGCUUAUCUAACAGGGAUGAUUUCCAGCUUCUACAACACCAAGUCAGUCCUUAUGUGCCUUGGGAUCACGGCACUGGUAUGCUUCACUGUGACCAUAUUCAGUUUCCAGACCAAGUAUGACUUCACCUCUUGUGCAGGACUCCUCUUUGUGUUGGUGAUGGUGUUAUUAUUUAGUGGGAUCAUCCUUGCCAUCAUGCUGCCUUUCCAUUAUAUACCAUGGCUGCAUACCAUUUACGCUGUGUUGGGUGCAAUUGUAUUCACGAUGUUCCUGGCCUUCGAUACACAGCUGUUGAUGGGUAACCGCAGUUAUGCGCUGAGCCCUGAGGAAUACAUCUUUGGAGCCCUCAACAUUUAUAUUGACAUUGUCUACAUAUUCACCUACUUGCUGCAGAUCACUGGGUCCACCCAAGAAUGAGCACGGCAUGCCUGCAAGGUUCUGUGUCUGAUGAAAUAGAGAAACAGAUAUAUGCACAAGUUGAUGUAACAACAGCAAAGAAAGAAUGAAUGGGGGAAAGAAUUAACCAAUGUCUCUGGCCUUUCACAGCAAGCUCCGUUCCAUCAGAUGAGCACCUGCCACUCCCUGGCCUCGAGUUCCUUUUUCAGCCUGUACAUAAAUGCUGUGAAAUUUUGUGUGACUCAAAAAAAAGCAAUCUGGGGUGUAAAUGCUA